AUGGGGUUUGCAUACAAAAUUGAAAUCUACAGUAGGCAAGAAAAUAAUCCAAAAUUCAGGUUAGAUAACGAACCAGAUAUUGGAGCAUCUGGAAAUGUUGUGAUUCGCCUCAUAAGGGAAGUUCCAAGGUAUCAGAAUUACAAGAGCUACUUUGACAGAUAUUAUACCUCUAUGGAUCUAGUUGUAUACCUUUUCAAACUUGGGGUCCAGAGUGUAGGAACAAUACAAAGGAAUAGGAUACCAAAUUGCAAAUUUCAAAGUGAAAAGGAACUGAAGAAAGAUGCACGUGACUAUUCUGAGGAAUACAUCACUACUGUUGACAAUGUGGACAUUUCCUCUGUUUUGUAUAAAGAUAAUAAUAUUGUCUGUUUGCUGUCUACAUUUGUUGGUGAGCUGCCAAAAUCUGAAGUGAUAAGAUUUGACAGAAAGAAGAGAGAGCACAGAAUGGUGCAGUGUCCAGUUGUUUCUGUUUACAACUCACAUAUGGGAAAUGUAGAUUUGUUGGAUAGCAACAUUGGAAGGUGUCAUAUAAAGAUUAGAUCCAAACGCUGGUAUUUACGUUUGUUUUUCCAUCUGAUUGAUAUAAUUGUAAUAAAUUCAUGGAUUCUGUACAGAAGGGUACUAAUGGAAAAAACAGCAGCAAACAUGCCAAUGAAUCAGAAGAAAUUUAGAACUGAGUUGGCUCAAACUCUUUGCUAG
Molecule: messenger RNA, 699 nt
Organism: Schistocerca cancellata (South American locust)
Lineage: Eukaryota; Metazoa; Arthropoda; Insecta; Orthoptera; Acrididae
Product: piggyBac transposable element-derived protein 1-like
Exons: 1
Coding region: 1-699 (232 amino acids)
Source: RefSeq, a predicted model, not a curated record